CGUGUAGUUGGAAUAAACAAAGAAAAAGCCAUUCAAGCUUAAAAAGAAAGUCACUUUAGCUAAUACUCUAGUGAGAAACUAUCAGAUCAAGGAUCAUAUACGGCGUCGUUCCAGCUACGCUGCUAAAUUUUACUUCGUCUAAUCCCCGCCGUUAAAUGACGUCAUCAUCUUCGAUGUUAAACAACAACAGUAUCUCAAUCAAUGUCUCCGACGACGAACCCGACGAAUUCGCCAACAAGCUUAGAGCGCGAGCCCGUAGAAAGAGAAAGAAAAUUGGUCUCCGAGGAGGCAAAACCGGUACCGGAUUCUCUCAUAUUGUCGUUAAAAAGCUCCUUAAGUGGUGGCCUGUUGUGGUGUUUUUACUUGCUGCUGGUCUUCUCGUAUUCGAAGCUUCUCGAAUUGGAGGAAAACCUGGUAAAAAAUUGAAUUUGGAAACUGGACAUGGUAAAAUUCAUGAUAAGGUUGUUGAGAAAAAAGUGCCGACGAAUUUGAAUCGGCUUGAUCCGGUUACUCAUGUUGUUCAUGGAGUUAGAGAGCCUUGCUUGAAGCUACUACCAGCUGAAGAACUUGAGCAUCUUGAUUUCCCCAUGGAUAAAGUACCUGCUGAUCCUAUUAAACGGGUGAUAUACAUUACAGAGGCCAAUCCUGCUUCUAUAGAUGAUGGUAUGCCAUUUGAGCAACACUCGGUGGAGUCAAGAUUUAAUUUAUUCACAGGAAACCAAACUCUCAAGCAGAGGGAUGAAGGUUUUAAGGUGAAAGGAGCGGAUGCAUCCAUCCACUGUGGUUUCUACAGCGAGAAAGGAGGCUUUAGGAUUUCUUCUGAAGAUAGAAGUUAUAUGGAAUCAUGCAAAGCUGUGGUGUCGACUUGUGCAUUUGGUGGUGGAGAUGAUCUCUAUCAACCUAUAGGAAUGUCAGAGUCAUCUCUCAAGAAGGUUUGCUUUGUGGCUUUUUGGGAUGAAAUUACACUUGCAUCACAAGAGGCAGAUGGCCAUAAAGUUGGUGAUGACCGUUAUAUUGGAAAGUGGCGCAUCAUCCUUGUUAAGAAUUUACCAUUCACAGAUCAAAGGUUGAAUGGUAAAAUCCCAAAGAUGCUGGCCCAUCGUCUCUUUCCGAAUUCUAGAUAUUCCAUAUGGGUAGACUCAAAAUCCCAACUUAGGAGGGACCCAUUGGGUGUGUUGGAAGCUCUGCUCUGGCGCUCAAACUCUGUACUAGCAAUCUCAGAACACGGGGCUAGGAGUAGCGUGUAUGAUGAGGCAAAGGCUGUGGUCAAGAAAAACAAAGCAACCCCGGAGGAAGUGGCCGUGCAGUUAGCUCAGUACCGUCAAGAUGGACUCCCUGAGGAUAAGAGAUUCAAUGGGAAGAAAGCUCUAUCUGAGGCUUCAAUUAUUGUGAGAGAGCACACACCAUCGACUAAUCUGUUGAUGUGCCUAUGGUUCAAUGAGGUGGUUCGCUUUACAUCCCGUGAUCAACUGAGUUUUCCAUACGUCCUUUGGCGGUUCAAAGAAUUCAGAAAUAUCAACAUGUUUCCUGUUUGUACACGCAAGGAUCUCGUCAAUAGCAUGGGUCACAUAAGAAAAGCUAAGCCUCUGACAAGUUGAUGUAUAUUCAUGGUUUGCACAAGAAGGAUAGGCGAACCAAGAACGCUCAGGUCUUUCUCCAAGUUUCGGGCAUAUUUGCAUCCUCCAUGGAUUAGCACAUUCCUAUUUAUUCUUCAGAAUUUGAAGGGCACUUUUUUUGCAGCCCUGGUGGGAUACAGAGAGGCCGAGAGGGUCUCAUCAAUGGGGAGGAGAAAAAAGCAGUGAUGGUAUGUUGUGCAUUUGAACAAACUGGCCUUCUUUGGAAGGGAUCUAUUUAUAAUUCUUUUGUUGGUCUACGUAUCCUGUAUUAAAAUCACGGUGCAUUUUCCAAAUGUGAAGCACCAAGUUUAGCUUUCUUGAAUUAGUGCAGGAUUUGCUGUAAACUAUGAUGUAAAAUAAUAUUUGAUUGAAUAUUUGGUUACUUAAUUGUAGGUGAAAACUUACUUGGUA
This is a messenger RNA of Capsicum annuum, 2027 nucleotides long. RefSeq names its product probable hexosyltransferase MUCI70. Bases 156 to 1598 code for a protein of 480 amino acids. The record is from RefSeq and is a predicted model, not a curated record. NCBI's taxonomy places the organism in Eukaryota, Viridiplantae, Streptophyta, Magnoliopsida, Solanales, Solanaceae. The transcript has 6 exons.